This is a messenger RNA of Ctenocephalides felis (cat flea), 2102 nucleotides long. Its product is annotated as enhancer of filamentation 1-like. The transcript is spliced from 4 exons. Gene Ontology annotation, molecular function: protein binding. Lineage: Eukaryota; Metazoa; Arthropoda; Insecta; Siphonaptera; Pulicidae. Gene Ontology annotation, cellular component: cytoplasm; plasma membrane. The record is from RefSeq and is a predicted model, not a curated record. Gene Ontology annotation, biological process: cell surface receptor protein tyrosine kinase signaling pathway; cell migration. Bases 1 to 2025 code for a protein of 674 amino acids.
AUGAUUCAGAUGUGCAUUGCUCGGGCGUUGUAUGAUAACAUAGCAGAAAGUCCAGAUGAGUUGGCUUUUAGACGAGGUGAUCAACUAACUGUGCUUGAGCAAAAUACAAACGGACUUGAAGGAUGGUGGUUAUGUUCACUUCGUGGUCGUCAAGGUAUAUGUCCUGGAAAUCGGUUAAGAAUACUAGCUGGUGUAUAUGAAACUCCACCUACUACACCAGUAAUUCAUCAACAAACUGAAUUCUGUGGGGAAAGGAGAUCAUGGCAUGUUCAACCUAAUAGGGUGGUAACGCCACAGCGAAGAGGUGACGUUUACGUAUAUGAAAAUCCUUCGGCGAUGACGAGGAAUUCUCCUAUAGACUGUUACGAUACUCCACGUCCGAUUCACCAUAGUUUUCCGACUGAGAAUUACGAUACGCCCAGACAUUCACCUUCUACCCCCCAUCUUCAGCAGCAUGACGGUUGUUAUAAUGUACCGCGUCAUUCCCCAUCAGUGCAAUCUCUUCAGGAAACCAUGUAUAAUAUACCACGUCAGUCGCCUUCGAUUGUCCAGUUACAACAAGACACCACGUACAAUGUACCACGUCAAUCACCAUGUACAUCACUGCCACACGAUUCUACAAAUAUACAAAAUGGAGUAUGCAAAGUGCCUCAACUUUUGACAUCUCCAGUUGUUCCUGAAAGCUUGCGACAAUCUCCCAUGGCUUCUAUGCAUGAUAGCAUUUAUAACGUACCAAGGCAUUCACCGUCAUUGCAGCAAGACAACUAUGACGUACCACGAUCGGUAUCAACUCAUUUGAAUCGCAUGACGCCCAGUAGCUCGGUGAGCAGUCUUACAACUGAUUCUUUGUCCAUUUGUUCGAAUCGAUCGUCCUUGGUUAAUAUGCCGGAAUAUGAUGUUCCACGGUCCCUUAGCGUAGCACAAAUCGAUCUUCCACCAGCACCGAAAGAGUUACCGCUAGAAUUGAGUUCUGCUUUGUACACAUUAACUCGGCUUCAAACAGAAGUCACAUGUGCGACCACCAUCCUUUUAGGCUAUGUCGUUCCAGAUUGGAGAAGAAAAGAUAAAUUAGAGAGCACGGGUAUGGAUAUCAAGUUAUCAGCAAUUAGACUAAAGACUGCACUAUAUGAUUUAGUUGAAUUUUGUGAGGGUGUUUCCGGCAAUGCAGCAAAGGCAUCAGAUAAAGGAAUUUCGCAGAAAAUAAAGCCACUCGUAAAAACACUUAAAGAUGCUUAUAAAAUAAUAGAAGACAGUACUGAAACUUUAGAUGCUUUGGGCUGGUUUCCAGAGCUCGAAGCGACUGUUGAUAGACCUGUACCAAUAUACCCUAAUAACGUAGAUCCGCUGGACGAACUUAUUAGGUGCGCUAGAUCUCUCACAGAGGAUGUUAGGUUGGCUGUUUCAUCAAUACAAGGUAAUGCUACAUUAUUAUUUAAGCGUUCCAAUUCGCCACAAAAUGAUAAUAAUAAUGGAAAUUGGAUGGAAGACUACGAUUACAUUAAUUUGGAUGUCAAAAAUAAUCAGACAAACAUUAAUGACGAGUCAGAAGAUAGGCGAUCGUCAACUACUAUCGACGGAGAUGUAACAAAUGUAAGUGAUACAAUAAACGAAGAAGAUUUAGAUUGUAACGAUAGGCAAAUAGUUACAUUUUACGCUAAACAAGCGGUGAUAUACAUGGCAAAUCUUGCAAAUGCAAUUGAUGCAUUCCUGCAGACAGUUGAACGCAAUCAACCGCCAAAAAUAUUUUUAGCUUAUGGAAAAUUUGUUGUUCUAAGUGCACACAGGCUGGUACAUAUUGGUGACACAGUUCAUCGAAAUGUUUUACAAAGUCCAGUUAAAGACCGCGGUUUAAAUUGCGCAAAUGCAUUAAGUGAAGCUUUGGCGGUCACAGUAAAUAAAACAAAAAUUGCUGCAGUGCAAUUUCCUAGUGUUUCAGCUGUACAAGAAAUGGUAGAUUCCGUAGUCGAUAUAUCUCAUAUUGCCAGAGAUCUCAAAUUGAUUUUGCUUCAAGCAUCUAAUAUUUAGUUAUCAAACAAAUUAAUGGAAGUCAUUAACUCACUUUACUUUCAAAUUUGAGUAUUGAAUUAUAGAGUAUUUAAAAC